ACUGCCUAGGGGAAGAACCAGGAUGGAAUCGCUUCAGGGCCUGCUGCUGGGUCUGCUGCUGGCCAUGGGCACGGGUGGGGCAUGGGCCUCCAGGGGGCCGCUGCGGCCACUGUGCCAGCCCGUCAAUGCCACACUGGCUGCCGAGAAUGAGGCCUGCCCCUUCUGCAUCGCCUUCACCACCACCAUCUGCGCCGGCUACUGCCCCAGCAUGGUGCGCGUGCUGUCAGCAACCCUGCCACCGGUGCCCCAGCUUGUGUGCACCUACCACGAGCUGAACUUCGCCUCCAUCCAGCUCCCCGGCUGCCCGCCUGGCGUGGACCCCACGGUCUCCUUCCCCGUGGCUCUGAGCUGCCGCUGUGGGCCCUGUCGCCUCAGCAACUCAGACUGCGGGGGACCCAGGGCCCAGCCCUUGGCCUGUGAGCACCCCCUCCUCCCAGACCUCCUCCUCCUCUGAGGACCGCAUCGUCCCCUCCCCA
This is a messenger RNA of Sorex fumeus (smoky shrew), 476 nucleotides long. RefSeq names its product luteinizing hormone subunit beta (gene LHB). The coding region runs from base 23 to 454 and encodes 143 amino acids. NCBI's taxonomy places the organism in Eukaryota, Metazoa, Chordata, Mammalia, Eulipotyphla, Soricidae. The transcript is spliced from 3 exons. The record is from RefSeq and is a predicted model, not a curated record. Gene Ontology annotation, molecular function: hormone activity. Gene Ontology annotation, biological process: G protein-coupled receptor signaling pathway. Gene Ontology annotation, cellular component: extracellular region; cytoplasm.